UCAUCAACUGCAGCAAUCACAAAUGUCUUCUGGCAGCGUACCAUCAAUGGUCAACCCUCAACAAUCAACAUUGAUGGUGUUAAUUUCUCUGGAGCUACCACAGGCUCCCCAUCUCUGAACAUCAUCACAGCUUCUACCACAGAUUCUGGAACAUACACCUGUUUUGCUUCUAACUCCGCUGGAACUGGAAGUGAUUCAACACAGUUAACUGUUUCUGGAACUAUCCCGUCCGUUGAUAUCCCCCUAACCUCCUAUACCACCAAUGACGGAACUACCUACAACAUUCCAUGUUCUGUAUCAUCAACUGCAGCAAUCACAAAUGUCUUCUGGCAGCGUACCAUCAAUGGUCAAACCUCAUCAAUCAACAUUGAUGGUGUCAAUUUCUCUGGAGCUACCACAGGUUCCCCAUCUCUGAACAUCAUCACAGCUUCUACCACAGAUUCUGGAACAUACACCUGCUUUGCAUCUAACUCCGCUGGAACUGGAAGUGAUUCAACACAGUUAACUGUUUCUGGAACUCUCCCAUCCGCAGUCGUCAGUCAGGCGACUUAUACUGUUGCUACUGGUUCAACUAUUGUGCUUGUUUGUACUGUGAGCGGAAACCCAUCGGUCACAGGUGUUUCUUGGCAGAAAACAGUCAAUGGUGUCUCUCAAACCGUGGACACUUCUAUUAGUAACAAAUACAGUGGGUCAACAACAGCUUUUCCCUCUCUGGUCAUCUUUAAUGCUGCAAGUACAGAUGCUGGAAACUACGUCUGUUUUGCAACAAAUAGUGUUGGAACCUCUCAGAGUUCAGCAACAACACUCGCUGUCACAGGAAGUGUGCCAACUGUUCAGAUACAACAGGCUGUCUACACUGCUACCACUGGUACCUCCAUCACUCUUGUUUGUACCGUGACGGCUAACCCAACCCAUACGUCUGUAUUCUGGCAACGUAACGUUGGUUCAGGCACACAGUCUAUUAACAUUGAUGGUAUCAACUACUCCGGCUCUGCAGUCAAUUCUCCAUCUCUGACUGUUCUCAAUGUUGACCCUGCUGACAGUGGUACCUAUACCUGUUUUGCCACCAACGCUGUGGGACAGGGAAAUAGCCAGGCUACCACACUGUCCGUCUCAGGAAGUCUACCUGUGGUCACCAUUGCCCAGCAAUCCUACUCAGUUGUCACUGGACAGUCGGUCACACUGGGAUGUACAGUGUCUGCCUCACCUACCCAUUCCAAUGUUUUCUGGCAGCGUAUAGACAAUGGUGUGGCUAACACAAUAUCCAUUGAUGGAGCCAAAUACUCUGGAUCCACGGUCAAUAAUCCAUCCUUGACCAUCACCAAUGCUGGUAGCAAUGACAACACAGUGUACACAUGUUCAGCAACAAAUGCUGUGGGAACUGGAACCAGUGGUCAAACCUCACUCAGUGUCACAGGAAGUCUACCUGUGGUCACCAUUGCCCAGCAAUCCUACUCAGUUGUCACUGGACAGUCGGUCACACUGGGAUGUACAGUGUCUGCCUCACCUACCCAUUCCAAUGUUUUCUGGCAGCGUAUAGACAAUGGUGUGGCUAACACAAUAUCCAUUGAUGGAAGCAAAUACUCUGGAUCCACAGUCAAUAAUCCAUCCUUGACCAUCAGCAAUGCUGGUAGCAAUGACAACACGGUGUACACAUGUUCAGCAACAAAUGCUGUGGGAACUGGAACCAGUGGUCAAACCUCACUCAGUGUCACAGGAAGCCUACCAACAGUCACUGUUUCACAGACGGUUAGAUCUAUAGUCACAGGGACAACAGUGACCUUACAGUGUUCUGUCUCUGCCAAUCCCACACAUACAAGUGUGUUCUGGCAGUUUACUCCCACCAAUGGCGGGACUACCACACUGUCAAUAGACAAUGUUAAUCAUGGUGGAUCAUCAGUCAACAGUCCAUCAUUGACCGUGUUCAAUGCCAACAGUCUUGACCAGGGCACAUACGUCUGUUUUGCCAGCAAUCUAGUUGGAACAGGACAGAGUCCCCAGGUCUUGCUGUCGGUGACAGGAAGUCUGCCCGUGGUCACCAUUGCCCAGCAAUCCUACUCAGUUGUCACUGGACAGUCGGUCACACUGGGAUGUACAGUGUCUGCCUCACCUACCCAUUCCAAUGUUUUCUGGCAGCGUAUAGACAAUGGUGUGGCUAGCUCAAUAUCCAUAGAUGGAAGCAAAUACUCUGGAUCCACGGUCAAUAAUCCAUCCUUGACCAUCAGCAAUGCUGGUAGCAAUGACAACACAGUGUACACAUGUUCAGCAACAAAUGCUGUGGGAACUGGAACCAGUGGUCAAACCACACUCAGUGUCACAGGAAGUCUGCCCUUGGUCACCAUUGCCCAGCCAUCCUACUCGGUUGUCACUGGACAGUCAGUCACACUGGGAUGUACAGUGUCUGCCUCACCUACCCAUUCCAAUGUUUUCUGGCAGCGUAUAGACAAUGGUGUGGCUAACACAAUAUCCAUUGAUGGAACCAAAUACUCUGGAUCCACGGUCAAUAAUCCAUCCUUGACCAUCAGCAAUGCUGGUAGCAAUGACAACACAGUGUACACAUGUUCAGCAACAAAUGCUGUGGGAACUGGAACCAGUGGUCAAACCACACUCAGUGUCACAGGAAGUCUGCCCUUGGUCACCAUUGCCCAGCCAUCCUACUCAGUUGUCACUGGACAGUCAGUCACACUGGGAUGUACAGUGUCUGCCUCACCUACCCAUUCCAAUGUUUUCUGGCAGCGUAUAGACAAUGGUGUGGCUAACUCAAUAUCCAUUGAUGGAAGCAAAUACUCUGGAUCCACAGUCAAUAAUCCAUCCCUGACCAUCACCAAUGCUGGUAGCAAUGACAACACAGUGUACACAUGUUCAGCAACAAAUACUGUGGGAACUGGAACCAGUGGUCAAACCUCACUCAGUGUCACAGGAAGUAUACCUGUGGUCACUAUAGGUGCACCCACCUACUCAGUUGUCACUGGACAGUCAGUCACACUGGGAUGUACAGUGUCUGCCUCACCUACCCAUUCCAAUGUUUUCUGGCAGCGUAUAGACAAUGGUGUGGCUAACUCAAUAUCCAUUGAUGGAAGCAAAUACUCUGGAUCCACAGUCAAUAAUCCAUCCCUGACCAUCAGCAAUGCUGGUAGCAAUGACAACACAGUGUACACAUGUUCAGCAACAAAUGCUGUGGGAACUGGAACCAGUGGUCAAACCACACUCAGUGUCACAGGAAGUAUACCUGUGGUCACUAUAGGUGCAACCACCUACUCAAUAGUCACUGGACAGUCAGUCACACUGGGAUGUACAGUGUCUGCCUCACCUACCCAUUCCAACGUUUUCUGGCAGCGUAUAGACAAUGGUGUGGCUAACUCAAUAUCCAUUGAUGGAAGCAAAUACUCUGGAUCCACGGUCAAUAAUCCAUCCUUGAGCAUCAGCAAUGCUGGUAGCAAUGACAACACAGUGUACACAUGUUCAGCAACAAAUGCUGUGGGAACUGGAACCAGUGGUCAAACCACACUCAGUGUCACAGGAAGUAUUCCCGUGGUAACUAUUGGUCAAGUCCAGUACUCCAUAGUCACCGGCCAGACGGUGGUUCUGGGUUGUACAGUAGCAUCUUCCCCAGCCCACACAUCAGUUUUAUGGCAACGCACAAUCAAUGGAAUUACCAACAAUGUCGUCAUCAAUAACAACAAGUACCAAGGUGGUACAGUAAACAGUCCUAGCCUCACAAUCACCAAUGCUGCUGCCGGGGAUCUGGCCACUUACACCUGUUCUGCCACCAACAUUGUAGGAACCGGAACCAGUACUACCACAACCCUCACUGUCACAGGAAGUAUUCCAGUGGUCAAUGUUGACCAGGCCCAGGUCUCUGUAGUUACCGGUCAGACAACCACUCUGGGUUGUACGGUUACUGCCAACCCAGCCCACACUGCUGUGUUCUGGGUGCGCACAAUCAAUGGAGUUGCCACCACUCUGACCAUUGAUGGCUCCAAGUACCAAGGCUCUACAGUAAACAAUCCAGACCUCAUAAUCACCAACGCUGCUGCCGGUGAUCAGGCCACUUACACCUGCUCUGCUACCAACAUUGUAGGAACCGGAACCAGUACUACCACAACCCUCACUGUCACAGGAAGUACCCCCGUGGUAACUAUUGCCCAGCCAUCCUACUCUGUCGUCACUGGGCAAACUGUUGUUUUGGUUUGUACCGUCACUGCUGACCCUACACAUACACAAGUCUCCUGGCAGCGCACAGUGAAUGGUGGAACUAACACAAUAGCUAUUAAUGGAGUUAAGUUCCAGGGCUCUGUUCCAAACACCCCAUCACUGACCAUCACCAGUGCAGCGGCAUCUGACCAGGGCUCGUACACAUGUUCAGCCAGCAACGCCGUCGGAACAGGAACGAGUACCACAACCACGUUGACUGUGACUGGAAGUAUCCCAGUUGUGCAGAUUGCUCAGCCUUCCUACUCGGUAAUCACUGGCACCGAUGUUACACUACAGUGUACUGUGACGGCUAACCCGGCUCACAGCACAGUGUUCUGGCAGAAAAUCACCAAUGGUGUCACGACCAAUAUUGUCAUCGACGGAAGCAACUAUGGUGGCUCAACCGUCAACUCUCCUAGCCUGAUAGUGUACAACCCUAACAACGCAGAUGAGGGGACAUAUACAUGCUUUGCAACGAAUAUUGUAGGGACAGGACAAAGUGCUCAGACUACGCUGGCUGUUACUGGCAAUCUUCCAGUGGUGGUAAUUUCCCAGAAUGCCUACUCAGUUACAACUGGUCAGUCUAUCACACUUGUGUGCACAGUCACUGCUACUCCUGGUCACAGUGUUGUAUACUGGCAGCGUAUAGACAACGGAGUGGCUUCCCAACUGAGCAUUGAUGGAACUAAAUACACUGGAUCUACAGUUAAUACUCCGUCACUGACCAUUAAUAAUGCAGCAGCAAAUGACCAGACCUUGUACACGUGCUCGGCUACAAACGCUGUAGGGACGGGGACCAGCGGUCAGACUUCUCUAAGUAUAACUGGAAAUGUACCUGUUGUGAACAUUCUUCAGAACGCGUACUCUGUUGUGACUGGCAUGACUGCCACAUUAGAAUGUACUGUAACAGCUGACCCCGCACAUACCUCCGUCUAUUGGCAGCGUACCCAAAAUGGUGUCCCCCAAAGCAUCCUUAUAGAUGGACUUAAUUAUGGCGGGUCCACCACCAACUCUCCAUCCCUGAUUGUAUAUAACGCAAACACUGCUGAUCAAGGAGUGUACAUCUGUUUCGCCACCAACAUUGUGGGAACCGGACAGAGUGCCAACACUGUACUGUCCGUCACAGGAAGUUUACCUGUUGUGGUAAUUCCCCAGAACACUUACUCAGUUACAACUGGUCAGUCUAUCACACUUGUGUGCACAGUCACUGCUACUCCUGGUCACACUGUUGUAUACUGGCAGCGUAUAGACAAUGGAGUGGCUUCCCAACUGAGCAUUGAUGGAUUCAAAUAUACUGGAUCUACAAUUAAUACUCCGUCACUGACCAUUAAUAACGCAGCAGCAAAUGACCAGACCUUGUACACGUGCUCGGCUACAAACGCUGUAGGGACGGGGACCAGCGGUCAGACCUCCCUAUCUGUAACUGGAGCUCCUCCAACACCAUCCAUUGCACAGACUGCAUACAGCGUGAUUACAGGCCAGAGCAUAACUCUUGUAUGCACUGUGACCUCUGACCCAGCACACUCGACAGUCUACUGGCAGCGCUUCAACAAUGGACAGGCACAGUCUAUCACCAUUGAUGGCAACAAAUAUUCAGGUGCUACUGUCAAUUCUCCAAGUCUCGUGAUCUCCAAUGCCGCAGCCUCCGACCAGGGAUCGUACAUCUGUUUUGCCACCAACACUGUUGGGACAGGACAGAGUUCCCAGACUGUGCUUAGUGUCACAGGAAGCCUACCUGUUGUGGUGAUUGCCCAACCCUCGUAUUCUGUCAUCACUGGCCAGUCCACCACCUUGGUGUGUACUGUAUCAUCUAACCCAGCACACACACAAGUCUACUGGCAGCGAAUUGAUAAUGGAGUCGCAGUAAACAUAAAUCUUAACAACAACAAGUACAGCGGAUCCACCAUCAGCAACCCAUCACUUACUAUUUCUAAUGCUGAGGCUAAUGAUGCAACUGUCUACACCUGCUCUGCUACCAAUGCUGUGGGAACUGGAACCAGUGGUCAAACUCAAUUGUCUGUCACUGGAUCGCCACCUACUGUCACCAUCUCACAGAAUGCAUACAGUGUUGUUACUGGAGCGUCUGUCACAUUGGGAUGUGUGGUUUCUGCCACACCUCUACAUACUAAUGUCUAUUGGCAGCGCAUCGUCAAUGGUCAGGCUCAGGCUGUGGGGAUCAAUAAUUCUAAAUACUCUGGCUCCACUGUCAAUUCCCCAUCUCUUAUCAUCUUCAAUGCUGCAGAAUCUGAUGAGGGACAGUAUAUUUGUUUUGCCACUAACAUUGUUGCAACUGGACAGAGUACCCAGACAACACUUACUGUCACUGGAACUAUUCCUGUUGUGAGCAUUGUACAACCCACAUAUUCGGUCAUCACUGGACAGUCCAUCACGCUAGGAUGUACUGUGGCAUCUGACCCUAUACACACACAGGUCUUCUGGCAACGUCUGGUCAAUGGAGUAUAUACAACCAUUGGCAUCGACGGCAACAAAUAUGUUGGGUCUGGAAUCAACUCUCCCAGUUUGACGAUCUUUAAUACUGGUGCCGGUGAUAUCACCAGCUACACCUGUUCAGCGACAAAUGCUGUAGGGACAGGAACCAGUUCCCCGACAUCACUGAGUGUUACUGGAGCUGUUCCCACAGUCACUAUUCUCCAACCAAGCUAUACCAUUACCAUCGGAACAACGGUGACUAUAAGCUGUACAGUAUCUUCUGACCCUACACAUUCCACAGUCUUCUGGCAGCGCGUUAUCAAUGGGCAGACCCAGGCUGUCUCUAUCGAUGGAACCAACUUUGGUGGAUCAUCAGUCAACUCUCCAUCUCUCAUUGUCUAUAAUGCUGACCAAGCAGAUGAGGGCACAUACAUCUGUUUUGCAACCAACACGGUGGGAACUGGACAGAGUGCUCCAACUGCUCUUGUGGUCACUGGAAGUAUUCCUGUUGUGACCGUUCAGCAGACACAGUACUCCAUAGUAACAGGAAAUGAUGUCACCAUCCAGUGUACGGUGACCGCAGACCCAGCCCACAAUAAUGUAUUCUGGGAGAGGACCAUUGGAGGAAACACCAAUCAAAUUACCAUUGAUAAUUUGAAAUAUUCUGGAUCACAGCUCAACAGUCCAUCUCUAACAAUCCUUUCUGCAACCAGUGCCGACUCAGGCCUUUAUGUCUGCAAGGCUUCAAAUGUAGUUGGAACUGGCCAAAGUUCAAAUGUUCAGCUGAGNGGGGAUGUACCCUCAGUGGUUAUUGCCCAGCCCUCCUACAGUGUGGUGACAGGAAGUCCUGUGACUCUGGUGUGUACCGUGACUGCCAGCCCCUCCCAUAGCUCUGUCCAAUGGUUUCGGGUCAUCAAUGGGGUCAACCAGGCUGUCAGCAUUGGAACUUCUGGCAAAUAUGCAGGAUCAUCUGUUAGUGUGCCGUCACUUACCAUCAAUGGAGCUCAGUCGAGUGAUCAGGGACAAUAUCUCUGUACUGCAACCAACAUUGUGGGUACCGGACAGAGUUCUAUAGCCACACUGUCUGUAACUGGAAAUCUCCCCGUCGUCACUGUGGGCCAGACCACUUACACCGUAACCACGGGGGGGACAAGGGUUCUUGUGUGCACCAUCAAUGCCAACCCGGCUGCUACGACUGUGGCCUGGAGACGAUUGGUGGGAGGCGCAUCGACACCUGUCGUCAUUGAUAACAACAAGUACUCUGGAGGUGAUAUCGGAACUCCUUCCCUGACAAUCAGUAAUGCACAAAGCAGUGAUGAGGGUUUUUAUAAAUGCCAGGCUACCAAUGUGGUAGGAACCGGAGAGAGUUCCAAUACUUACCUAGAUGUAACCGGAACCAUUCCUGUUGUAACCAUAUCCCAGAAUGCAUACAAUGUCCUAGUGGGCUCAACAGCCACUAUUGACUGUGCAGUGAAUGCUAAUCCUUCUCACACCAGUGUAAUGUGGAAUAGGAUCACAUCCACUGGUGGCAAUAUUGUCUCCACACCAAUCACCAUUGAUAACAUCAACUACAGUGGUGGGUCUGUGGGCAGUCCAGACCUCAAUGUGAUCAAUGCUAAUACGAACGACCAGGGUUUCUAUGUCUGUACCGCCACCAAUGUUGUUGGCACUGGAACCAGUAACCAGGCAUUCCUGUCUGUCACUGGAGCGCCACCAACAGUGACAGUUGCCCAGACAUCUUACUCAAUCCUCACCGGAGUAACAGUUACCCUCCAGUGCUCUGCAUUUGGCAACCCAGCAGUGACAAGUAUUGCAUGGACGCGAUCAAUCAACAAUGGACCUUUCACUUCAAUCACUAUUGAUGGCACCAGCUACUCCGGGGCUACUGUCAGCAGUCCGUCCUUGAUGAUUCUCAAUGCGGAUAGUAACGACCUUGGUAUCUACAAGUGUUCUGCAUCAAACUCACUUGGCACCUCAGAGAGCGCUCAAGUGACUCUCUCUGUCACUGGAGAUCCACCAACUGUGACAGUUGGACAGACAACUUAUAAUGUCAUUACUGGUUCCGAUGUGACACUCCAGUGCUCUGUAUCAGCCAGCCCUGCUGCUGGUGUGGUUUACUGGGAGAAAACUGUAAAUAGUGCUACAACCAGGUUGACAAUCGAUGAAACAUCCUACAGUGGUUCGACCACUAGCUCGCCUUCCCUCAUUGUGUAUAGUGUCCAGACUGAUGACAGUGGUGUGUAUGUGUGUAAGGCCAGUAACGCUGUAGGAACUGGCCAGUCCCAGCAAGUCACCGUCUCGGUCACUGGAGCUGCUCCAGUUGUCGUGAUUGCACAACCUUCCUACUCUGUCACCACUGGUACUACUGCUACCCUUACGUGUACUGUGACGGCGACCCCACAAGCCUCCACCGUUAUCUGGACAAAAACUGCCAAUGGCGUUACAACUACAGUCACCAUCAACAAUGCCAAAUUCAGUGGUGGUACUGUGACUUCACCAAGCCUUGUGAUCACCAAUGCUGGCAGCAGCGAUGUGGGCUUCUACGUCUGCCAGGCUACCAAUGCUGUCGGAACAGGAACCAGCUCUCAGACCUACCUUGGAGUUACAGGAGCACUACCCAUUGUCCAAGUGCUGCAGCCAUUCUACACAGUAACUAAAGGUCAGCAAGUCACACUUGAGUGUACAGUAUCUGGUACACCAGCCGCAACUUCUGUUGCCUGGGAACGAACCUCGGGUGGAGUCACCACCAGUGUGUCUACUGACAGCACUAGCUACCUUGGUUCAACAGUCAACAGUCCUUCAUUGGUCAUCGCUGUUUCCGAUAGUGUGGACACUGGGACCUAUGUUUGUACAGCUACCAACAGUGUGGGUACUGGCAGAAGUACUACAACCACUCUGUCAGUUACCGGAGAUAUACCUACAGUGGCAAUCACCGAUCCGUCCUACAAUGUAGUGACUGGCACCUCUAUCACCAUCCCUUGUACAGUGACAGCCAGCCCGCCAGCCUCGUCUGUGUCCUGGUCCAGACGGGCCAACAUUAACGGUGCCCUAACAUCUAUCACCAUUGAUGGUACUACAUACAGUGGGGGUUCCACCAGUGUGCCAUCUCUCACUAUCGUCGCUGCAACCUCUGCUGACCAGGGAUACUAUAUCUGUUCCGCCACUAACAGUAUUGGCACGGGAACCAGUGGCCAGAGUUACCUCACCAUCACAGGAGCUGUACCAACCGUAACCAUCCCGUCCAACGCCUACUCCGUGAUCACUGGUUCAUCUAUACAGAUCCCUUGUUCCGUACAGGCAAGUCCCCCCGCCAGCAGUGUCACUUGGUCAAAGGUCACGACUGCUUCAGGUGGUAACACUGUGACCACCAGUGUCACCAUCGAUGGGUCUAAGUACCAGGGCAGCUCCUCCAGUAUCCCCAGUCUUACAAUCAACAACGCCAACAACAACGAUCAGGCCUAUUAUGUCUGUGCAGCCGUAAACAGUGUCGGCUCUGCUAAUAGUAUCCAGACCUACCUGACUGUGUCAGGAAGUAUUCCUCAGGUGACUGUGGCCCCACAGUUCACAACUGUUUUGGGAUCUUCCAUCACCCUAGACUGUACUGUGGCAGCAUCACCACAGGCCGACUCCAUCUCUUGGGAGCGAAUCAUAGGUGGAGUGACCACCACCCUCACCAUUGAUGGUACAAAGUUUGUUGGCUCAGCUGUCAAUAACCCAUCCCUCACCAUCAAUCAAGUCGCCUCAGAUGAUCAAGGAUACUACAUUUGUAUUGCCAUCAACAGUGUGGGCAUUGGAAGGAGUUCACAGGGCUACUUGAGUAUCACUGGCAAUAUUCCAGCGGUGGUGAUCAGUCGGCCAUCCUACUCUUUCGUCCUCGGAGAAACUGCCGUUAUCGACUGUGACUACAGUGCCACCCCAGAUGCCACCUCCAUUUAUUGGAACAAGAUUGUCAACACCCAGACCACUAGAAUCGUGGUAACCCAAACCAACAAGUACAGUGGCGCCACCUUGACCAACCCCACAUUGACCAUAACUGGAACAGACAGUAGCGACCAGGCCUUCUACCGCUGUGUGGUUGGCAACAGUGUCGGAGAAGGUCAGAGCACACAGGCCUAUCUCUACAUAACAGGAAACCUGCCCACUGUGACUGUUCCUCAGAGUUCUUACAGUGUUUCGCUUGAAGACACAGUUACAAUUUCGUGCACUGUGACAGCCGUGCCCUCGGCCACCACAGUGAUGUGGGAAUACACUAACGGUAAUGGAGUGAUCAGUACUGUGGACUUGACUAACUCGAGGUUUAGCGGCGGUACUUUGGCAUCACCUUCUCUCCAAAUCUCUUCAGCUAAACUCACCGACCAGGGGUCUUACAAGUGUAAGGCAACCAACAGUGUCGGCCAGGGUGAAAGCUCCGAUGUCUAUCUCUACGUCACUGGAACUCUGCCAUCGGUACGUGUUACUGUAUCAGCCUACACUGUGGAUGUGGGAAGCCAGGCAACACUUGCCUGUAUUGUGGAAGCGUCCCCCCCUGCCACCUCGGUGUACUGGACGAAGAUAGUUAAUGGUGUCACCUCAACCAUUAGCACCGCUGUGAACAAGUAUGACGGCUCCACUGUUGGCACACCAUCUCUCAUCAUCAACACUCUGGCUGUAUCUGAUGAGGGUAGCUACCGUUGUAACGCCGUCAACACUGUGGGCAUAGGACAGAGUGGUCUCACAUCCCUCAUCGUCGCCUAUGCUCCAAGAAACACAGUGGUGAACCCAUCAGCUGUGACACGCAGAGAAACCGAAUCUGUCUCAUCUGAGUGUAUCACUGAUGCCAAUCCUGCGGCUAGCUACCAAUGGAUCAAGGACAGCACCAGCCAAAUCGUGUCAAAUGAGAAGAUCCUACAAAUCAACAACAUUGACCGUGGACACGAUGGCACUUACACCUGUACUGCCACUAACAGCCAGGGGUCGGACACGGCCAGACUAACUGUUGAUGUACAGUACAAACCUAUCAGCACUAUUACAGUAGCGGAAGCCACCGUUACCCUAAGUCUUAAUGCCCAGAAGAACCUGGAGUGUAACACAGUGGCUAACCCAGCGGUGCAGACCUACAGGUGGCUCAAGGAUGGAAACCCUGUCUCUAAUGCUGAAAGCCUUGUGUACCAAGUAACCAUUGCAGACACCAACAGCUACGGCGUCUAUACCUGUUACGCCACCAACUCCAUUGGACAGUCGUCAGCUAUCGCCUUCACAGUGCAAUCGGGAGAUGUCGUCACUACCACUCCGGCACCAAUGGAUGUUGGUCUGACAACAGGAAUUAUUAUUGCUAUUGUCAUCGCAGCUGUAGCCUUCCUUCUCAUCGUCAUCAUUGCUGUCUGCUGCUGUGUAACACAUGGUGUGUGCAGGACAGACGAUGCAUACGAGUCCAAGAGGAUCAUUGUGGAGAAACCAUCUCUGCUUAGGGAACCCUCACUUAUCAUGCCACGCCAGGAAGUCAUUGCACUUCAAGAAGAUGGCUUCUACAGAAACCCAGCAUCGCAGUACCGCUACCUACCAGCCCUGGAUUACACUUACUAUGAGAGCGAGGGCUCCAAACGCGAGAGGGACAGAAGAAGCUACACCGCAUCCAUACACUGAGAAAUUCGGUUGUUGAUGAACGGCCAUUAUACCGGUAUCAUGAAGAUUUAUAUCUUCAUGAAGAAUAAGCUCAAUCAAACUGGCCUAGUAAAAGAUGAAACUUUGGUUAUUUGCAUAAUAAUUUCCCAUGUUGUUCAGUGCUAGGAUGUACCGGUAUAUGUAUGUGAAUAUUUAAAGACAUCAAGAUGUUCAGUUUCCAUACAAUUUGUUUAUAACAUGGGAGAAACUGAAAUAAGCUGAGCUUUAAUAUUCAAAAUCUAGAUCCAUUUAUCAGGAAUGACAGUUUAAAUUUUGUUUGUAUUUCCAUCUGUUCCUGUAUUGGAUGUUUGUUAAUGUAAAUGAAUCAUUCCAUGUCUGUAAUUAAUACAUAUACAUAUAUCUAUUCAUUAUUUCACAUUAAGAAAUGUGACUUGAUUUUUUUAAGUCCCUUUACAGUAUUUGAUAUCCAUAUAUACAUUCAUAUACAUACUUUAUAGCUAUUUACACAAAUGUUGACUUUGUACAUAAGAUAUUUUGUAUUUUUGUAUUUUGAAAGAUCUCUCAAUUAGGCACGGAAUCAGUAUAGUAACAACUAAACAGUCAUGUGACAUGAAUUAGGUAUGGAAUCAGUAUAGUAACAACUAAACAGUCAUGUGACAUCAAUUAGGCAUGGAAUAAGUAUAGUAACAACUAAACAGUCAUGUGAUAUCAAUUAGGUAUUGAAUUAGUAUAGUAUUAUAAAAAAAACUCCUUUUUGUUAUUAACAAAACAUCUGUAAUUGUUUUUUUACAAAUGUUGUCAAAACGUUUAAAAAAAGAAGUCUCAAAUAUAAUGUCAAUUUGCCAUAAAAAGUAUUUGUUCGCAAGCAAUAUAAGCUGUUAAUAGAAAAAGUCGAGUACUAGUAUGACAAUGUGAUUUGGAGAUAUAAUAACAUUCCGCUAUAUUUGUUAUAUUGAUUGAUAAAGUGCUGACAGUGUAUUAUAUGGUUGUGUGAAAGAUACUUUAUUAGCCGGCAUUAAAGUUGUCUACUGGUUAGCCUGUCAGUAUAUCUUGUUUUGUAUCUGUUUGGUUAGGACUAUGUAGGAAGUAUUUCAGAUCACUGAUCUUGUUAAGAAAAUUGUCAGUUUUCAAAAUUCCAUUUGAAGAAACGUGUUGCCAUGGAGUCUUUGAUCUAGCUAUGAGCUUGUCGUGGAUGUUUUCACACUGUGACUUAUCUCAUGCUUAUAAAUCUCGCACUAUAUUGAUUUUCUAAAUUUAUAAAAUUGAAAGAGCAAACUAAAUUUUCCAUGGCACAGGUAUAUCAUGUUGAUACGUAUUCAGUGUACAAGUCCUAUCUAUACAGAUGUUGUAGCCAUAGCCAGAUAGGUCUCAAUGUUAAUCAUAGUGUAUUUACAAUCAUAUUUCUACCAUCACUUUUUAUACAUAUUAGAGAAUUUACUUUGAUAUACAAAAUAAAACAUUCAAUUUCAAAGUUAUUAACA
Molecule: messenger RNA, 13706 nt
Organism: Mizuhopecten yessoensis (Yesso scallop)
Lineage: Eukaryota; Metazoa; Mollusca; Bivalvia; Pectinida; Pectinidae
Product: hemicentin-1-like
Exons: 45
Source: RefSeq, a predicted model, not a curated record